Molecule: messenger RNA, 3148 nt
Organism: Cyphomyrmex costatus
Lineage: Eukaryota; Metazoa; Arthropoda; Insecta; Hymenoptera; Formicidae
Exons: 2
Biological process (GO): proteolysis
Molecular function (GO): aspartic-type endopeptidase activity
Source: RefSeq, a predicted model, not a curated record
AUGCUGAUACACGUGAAGCAUGGGAAAUUAAACUAGGACCGUCGACUUCGUAUCCCACUUGGAAAGAAUUCGAAGAGUUUGUAACCGGUCACUCUAGAGCGUGGGAAAGUCUAGCUUCCGCAUCCAGUCAGCCUAUGAAGGAAAAGGGGCGUUUAUCAUAUUCUAAAGGCAAGCCGGACGCCAAAGCACGCAGUUUGGUAGCUAUAGCACCAUCCUCUAAAGGCAGUGUAGAAUGUCCCGUAUGCAAAUCAUCUCACUUUUUGUCCAAUUGCCCGAAAUAUUUGUCUCAGCCUCUCGAACGGCGCAAACGCACAGCUAUAAAGUUAGAUUUAUGCUUCAAUUGUUUAGGAAAGCAUUUCAUCAGUCGUUGCCAAAAAGCCUCGCCCAGUGACCAGAUCGAACGCGUUGUUAGUCAGAAGCCAAUCACUUUACUCGCUACGUGCCAAGUCCAAAUAGGAACAUGUGACGGUGACUUUGUGAUCGCCCGAGCGCUUUUAGAUCCUGGAUCGGAAUUGUCGUUCAUCACUGAGAAUCUAGUACAUCGGUUAAGACUUACGCGAAAGGCCGCUUCCAUUCCGUUACUGGGCAUUGGCGGAACUUAUUCUGGACGCACCAAAGGUUUCGUAGAUAUUGUACUUCAUUCAUUGCUAGACACUGCUGAUUCCUACGCCUUACAAGCCUUCAUUCUUCCGCGAUUAACUUUUGAGAUACCUUCUUCCAGUGUAACUAGUACAUCUUGGACACAUUUAAAGGAUUUACCACUUGCAGAUCCUCACUUUAGUAAACCUGGACUAAUCCAUAUUAUUAUUGGCGCAGAUCACUACGGCCAGAUCAUUAAGCCUGAGUUGAGAAAGGGGGAACCGUCCUCGCCUAUUGCACAGUUAACACUAUUCGGUUGGAUAGUGUACGGCCCAGUCGCCCCUGGCAUUAGUGAAAGAGGAAGUUAUCAUUGUCAUGUUGAUCGCGAUUUACAGAAUCUUCUAACUUGUUUUUGGAAACAAGAAGAUAUCCCAAAGACGGUUGAAAAGUUUUUGAAUAGCGAUGAGGCAGAUUGUGAAGCGCAUUUUCGCUCUACCGUUUCGCGGGAUUCGAGCGGUCGAUACAUAGUGCGACUUCCACUAAAGUCGCCGGCCACCUUGUUAGGGGACUCGACUGCCAUAGCUUUUCGUUGUUUAUCGCGGUUACUUAAACGGCUCGAAAGAGAACCGUCCUACAGUAAAUUAUAUACGGAAUUCUUACAUGAAUAUCAGACGCUAGGACAUAUGAUCUCAGUACCGGAGUCCGAAGUCGACGCUUCUCCUGUUUUUUAUUUACCUCACCAUGGAGUCAUGCGCGAAAAUAGUCAAACGACUAAGCUUAGAGUCGUUUUUAACGGAUCGAGUCCUACUAGCAAUGGCCUUUCAUUGAACGACAUCUUGCAUACAGGGGCGAAAUUACAAACGAACAUUUUUGAUGUGCUACUUCGGUUUCGUUCUCACCAGUAUGUCUUUUCUUCGGAUAUUACGAAAAUGUAUCGAAAUAUACUGGUGCAUGCAGACGAUCAGAACCUACAGCGCAUUUUAUGGCAUGAUUCGAAUGGCAAGUUACGCUCAUAUAAGUUAACCACGGUAACUUACGGAUUGAAUUGCGCUCCAUUUCUUGCUCUUCGCGUCAUUCAACAGCUGAUUGAUGACGAGGGUCAUCGAUUUCCUAAGGCUAUCCCCUCACUAUCAAGAGAAAGAUACGUUGAUGAUAUCUUUGGUGGAGCUGAUUCCUUAGACGAAAUUCAGGAAGUUAUGACGCAAGUACAUCAACUCUGUAUGGCGGGCGGUUUUCCGUUACAAAAGUGGAGUAGCAACUGUCCGAGCUUAUUAGAUCAUUUGUCGUCGUCUCAGAGUGUCCAUACGGCUGCCGUUGAAUUGGAAUCUUCUGGCAUUAAGAUAUUAGGCCUUUCUUGGCAACCGAAAACUGACGACUUUCGAUUCACUUCUUUGCCGCCUACUGCCCGAAAUGUUACAAAAAGAUCCGUGUUAUCUGAAAUCGCACAACUUUACGAUCCCUUAGGACUAAUCGCGCCCGUUGUCGUUCGCGCUAAAAUCUUCAUUCAGGAGCUGUGGUUAGCCAAAGUCGAUUGGGACACCCCUCUAUCGCUUGAAUUACAGCAUCGAUGGAUUAAGUACAAGCAACAGUUACCCGAAUUGGUUAGUUUAAAUAUUCCGCGAUGGCUUCACAUUUCAUCGAUAACACGUUCUAUUCAGCUGCACGGCUUCUCUGACGCCUCGCAACUAGCAAUGGCUGCGGUAGUCUUCCUUAGAGUCGAAACGGAAAAUUCCGAAAUUCAGAUUAGUAUCGUUUGUGCAAGGACAAAGGUAGCGCCGUUGAAGAAGCUUACUGUUCCUCGACUUGAGUUAAACGCCGCUUUAUUGUUAUCGCGUCUGAUAUCAAGCGUACAAAGCAUCCUGGAACUGUCAGACAGUUCAAUCUUUCUUUGGACGGAUUCUUCUGUCACUCUCACAUGGAUUUCCUCGCAUCCCGCCAAAUGGAAGGAAUACGUUCGUAACCGAGUCACAGCCAUUAAAGAUAAAGUACCCUCUGCUUCUUGGGGUUUCGUACCCGGCAAGGAGAAUCCGGCUGAUUGUGCUUCGAGAGGCUUGAAUGUUAAUGAAAUUAAACAACAUCCUUUAUGGUGGCACGGACCUUCGUGGUUACGCGAGGCGCCUGUCCAAUGGCCUAGAUUAACGCCUACUUCUACCACCGAGAUAGACAUGGAAGAAAGCUCCGGAUACGUCUUUACUUCUGUUCGAGAUCAAGAGAUACCUUCUUGGGAUCUCUUGGAGCGCUACUCUUCACUGACGAAGCUCAUACGGGUUACGGCAAUUUGCCUACGCGCAGUUCGACGUUUUAAGCAAUUACCAGCCGAGUCAUCCACAGAGCAUCUCUCUCCUCUUGAACUUCAGGAGAGUUGUCACUUUUGGAUUCGCAAGAUACAACAAUUUCAUUUUCAACAGGAGAUGGGAAUACUGUCAAGAAGAGGUCGCCUAUCUAAAUCAAGUCAUUUGAUUAAGCUGACACCAUUCAUAGACAAGUCUGGAAUAAUGAGAGUGGGCGGUCGGCUCCAGCAAGCCGGUUUGGAACACGAUACUACACAUCCGAUCAUCUUGCCAAGACG